This is a messenger RNA of Paramecium octaurelia, 320 nucleotides long. The record is from the annotation of a GenBank genome assembly. NCBI's taxonomy places the organism in Eukaryota, Ciliophora, Oligohymenophorea, Peniculida, Parameciidae.
AUGGGGUGUCUACAGUCUAGAAAUCAGUAACUUAUAGAGGAACAAAAGGAAUAAGCAGCUAUGAAUGAACAAGAUAAGAGUAAGGAUUGUUUUACUAUAGGAUAGAUAACAAUUUAGAUUUGGUCAGUUGUCCAUGUUCAGAGAGGGACAAUAGUUAGAACAAAUCAACAAACAGAGUGUCUAUUGAGGAAUGUAGGAACUCUUUUAAUCGAAGCAUCGAUCUGAUGCAAGAUAUCAAUAAAAAAUUGGAAGCAUUUUCAGGAAAUGAUUCAGAUCUAUCAGAUAGUGAAUUAUAAUGAUAUUAGUAUUUUAUAAGGCUG